This is a messenger RNA of Fukomys damarensis (Damara mole-rat), 990 nucleotides long. RefSeq names its product B9 domain containing 2 (gene B9d2). The transcript is spliced from 4 exons. Gene Ontology annotation, biological process: cilium assembly. NCBI's taxonomy places the organism in Eukaryota, Metazoa, Chordata, Mammalia, Rodentia, Bathyergidae. The coding region runs from base 205 to 732 and encodes 175 amino acids. The record is from RefSeq and is a predicted model, not a curated record. Gene Ontology annotation, cellular component: MKS complex.
GCUGUUGCCACAGCAACAACCGAGGGCACCCCAGAGGAGCGCGCCCGCGUAGAACUGCGCUUCAAAUCGCUCGCUGCUACAAAGGCCCUGGGGGAGGCGUAAGUCAGUCCUGAUCGGCGCCCGUGGAGAGGACAGGUUAGGCCCAUGAGCUACAAUCCCCGCAGCCGCUUUUGCCUAACCUAACGGUUAAAAGCCCUGAGGGCCAUGGCUGAGGUGCACGUGAUCGGGCAGAUCAUUGGGGCCACCGGUUUCUCUGAAAGUAGCCUCUUCUGCAAGUGGGGCAUCCACACAGGGGCGGCGUGGAAGCUCCUGUCGGGAGUGCGGGAGGGCCAGACACAGGUGGACACGCCCCAGGUGGGGGACAUGGCCUACUGGUCCCACCCAAUUGACCUGCACUUCGCUACCAAAGGUCUCCAAGGUUGGCCCCGGCUCCAUCUCCAGGUGUGGUCCCAGGACAGCUUUGGCCGCUGCCAGCUCGCGGGCUAUGGCUUUUGCCAUGUGCCCAGCAGCCCAGGCACCCACCAGCUGGACUGCCCCACAUGGCGGCCACUGGGCAGCUGGCGGGAGCAGCUGGCCAGGGCCUUUGUGGGUGGAGGGCCGCAGCUGCUGCAUGCGGACACCAUCUACAGUGGGGCCGACCGCUACCGCCUGCACACAGCCGCUGGUGGCACAGUGCGCCUUGAGCUGGGCCUGCUGCUUCGUCACUUUGACCGCUAUGGUGUGGAGUGCUGAGGGAUCCUGCCUCCAGCGGUCGGCCCUCAUCCACAGCACUGGCCACGCAGUGCAGACAGGAUGGCAAGCAGUCGAGAUCACGGCCCUGAGACGGUCAGCCCUGAUCCUAGCCAGGCAUUGCAAGGACCUCGAGCCCAUAAGGCCCCUGCAGUCCCAGUUCCCCAUGUGUCACAUGGGGUAGUAAGUGUGGGUCACAGGGGUGGGAGGAAAAUGCUGUUUAGCACAAGGGACAUGCUUAAUAAACGUGAGUGAUUUUUA